Ficedula albicollis (Collared flycatcher) is the source of this 5756-nucleotide messenger RNA. It is a transcript of the gene SI, whose product is annotated as sucrase-isomaltase. The transcript is spliced from 47 exons. Gene Ontology annotation, molecular function: carbohydrate binding; alpha-1,4-glucosidase activity. NCBI's taxonomy places the organism in Eukaryota, Metazoa, Chordata, Aves, Passeriformes, Muscicapidae. Bases 1 to 5418 code for a protein of 1805 amino acids. Gene Ontology annotation, biological process: carbohydrate metabolic process. The record is from RefSeq and is a predicted model, not a curated record.
AUGGGCAGGAAGUUCAGUGGGCUGGAGCUCAGCCUGAUUGCCCUGGUCACCGUGCUGACUGUGGUGGCCUGUGUCCUGAUCGGGCUGCUGGCCACGGGAGAGCCCGGAGUGAAAUCUCCAGACUUUUACCCACAAUGUCAGAAUAUACCAACAGCAGAGAGAAUUGACUGCAUCCCAGAUCAAUUAGCAACAAAGAGCACCUGCUCCCUCCGUGGCUGCUGCUGGAGCCCCCAGAGUGACACCAGCGUGCCCUGGUGCUUCUUCUCUGCCAAGCACGGCUACAAAGUGAAGGGCUCCAAGAGAGCCACCCAGGCAGGGUUUGAGGCCACCUUGAAGAGGCUGCCAUCCCCUUCCCUCUUUGGGAAUGACAUCCAGACCGUGCUGCUCACGGCGGAGUACCAGACACGGAACCGCUUCCGAUUCAAGAUCACUGACCCCAAGACAGAGAGGUUCCAGGUCCCCCACGAGCACGUGCAGCCGUUCCAGGGCUCAGAAGCCGCCGACCCCAGCUACAGGGUGGAGCUGAGGCAGAACCCCUUCAGCCUCGUGGUGACCAGGAGCAGCAAUGGCAGAGUGCUGUUUGACACGAGCAUAGGGCCCCUGCAGUAUGCUGACCAGUUCCUGCAGCUCUCCAUCAAACUGCCCAGCAGCAACAUCUACGGCGUGGGGGAGCACGUGCACAAGCAGUACAGGCACAAUGUCAACUGGAAAACCUGGCCCAUCUUCAGCAGGGACACUGGCCCCUCUGCAGCAAUGGAUAACUUAUAUGGAGCCCACACUUUCUUCCUGUGUUUGGAAGACAACACUGGGGCCUCCUUCGGUGUGUUCCUGAUGAACAGCAAUGCCAUGGAGUUUGUGGUGCAGCCUGCCCCAGCAGUGACCUACAGAACCAUUGGAGGCAUCCUGGAUUUCUACAUCUUCCUGGGGGACACUCCAGAGCAAGUAGUCCAGGAGUACCUGCAGCUCGUGGGACUGCCAGCACUGCCCUCCUACUGGAGCCUGGGCUUCCAGCUGAGCCGCUACGGCUACGCCUCGCUGGACGAGGUGAAGGAGAUCGUGGAGAGGAACAGAGCCAUCGGGCUGCCCUACGAUGCCCAAGUCAUUGAUAUUGAUUGCAUGGAGCAAAGGAAAGAUUUCACUUAUGACAAAGAGAAGUUUAAAGAUCUCCCUCAAUUUGCAAAUUAUUUGCAUGAACGUGAACAAAAAUAUAUCAUCAUAUUGGAUGCUGCUAUUGGCACCCAAAAAAUGCUUGAUGGAAGUGACUAUGGAGCCUACAUCAGGGGAUCAGAGAAAAACGUCUGGGUGAAUGAGUCAGAUGGAACAACCCCCCUAUAUGGGGAGGUGUGGCCAGGGGAAACUGUGUUCCCAGACUUCACCAGCUCCACAGGCACAGACUGGUGGGCAGAGGAGUGCAGAUUGUUCCAUGGUGAGGUGCCCUAUGAUGGAAUAUGGAUUGAUAUGAAUGAAGUGUGCAACUUUGUUCAAGGCUCAAAAGGUGGUUGUGCACAGAAUGAUUUAAAUUACCCUCCUUACACCCCCAGGAUUCUGGACAGGCUCAUGUAUUCCAAGACACUUUGCCUGGAUGCAGUGCAGGCCUGGGGCAAGCAAUAUGAUGUCCACAACCUUUAUGGAUAUUCCAUGACCAUCGCCAGUAGGAAAGCCAUUGAGAAGGUGUUUCCAGGAAAGAGAAGCUUCCUCAUCUCAAGGUCUACCUUUGCAGGAUCAGGAAAGCACGGGGGCCACUGGCUGGGGGAUAAUGCAGCCACCUGGGACCAGCUGAGAUGGGCAAUCCCUGGAAUGCUGGAGUUUAACCUCUUUGGAAUUCCUUAUGUUGGAGCAGAUAUUUGUGGUUUCAGUGAAAACACCACAGAAGAACUUUGCAGACGAUGGAUGCAAGUGGGAGCAUUUUACCCAUUUUCCAGGAACCACAACGGUGAAUAUGUCAUUCAUCAAGAUCCUGCUGCGUUUGGACCCGACUCCUUGCUGGUGAACAGCUCCAAGCACUACCUGAGCAUUCGCUACACCCUGCUGCCCUACCUGUACACGCUGCUCUACCGGGCCCACACCCGCGGGGACACCGUGGUGAGGCCACUGCUGCACGAGUUCUACUCUGAUGAAACAACGUGGGACAUCGACAGGCAGUUCCUGUGGGGGCCUGGGCUGCUGAUUUCCCCUGCUCUUGAGCCGGGUGUGGAGUCCACUCGUGUGUACUUUCCUGAUGCAGAGUGGUAUGACUAUGACACGGGUGCACCAACCUCUGUUAGGAAAGUGUGGCACGAUUUAGAAACCCCAGCAGAUAAAAUGGGAGUGCAUCUGAGAGGAGGAUACAUUUUCCCUACUCAGGAGCCAAACAGCACCACAGUGACAAGCCGCAGGAAUCCAAUGGGACUCAUAAUUGCCCUGGAUCUCAACCAUGAAGCUUCUGGGGAUUUGUUCUGGGAUGAUGGAGAAUCUACAGGUACAAUUGAGACUAAAACCUACAUUUACUAUGAGUUUAAAGUUUCCAACAAUACUCUACAAAUGACUGUUAUACACAGCAAUUACACUGAUCCAAACAACCUGAAAUUUGAGGAAAUCAAGAUAUUGGGGUUGUCCCAGGCAAUAACAUCAGUCACUGUGUAUCAGAACAAUGUUGUGCAAGAAUAUAUCUCCAACACCACCUAUGAUCUUAUGACAAAGGUUGCUGUUAUAAGAGGACUUCAGCUUGAGCUGGGAAAACCUUACACAAUCACAUGGACUCCAGAUGUCAAUGAAAGAUUUGAUUGCUAUCCCGGCCAAGACGCAACAAAAGAAAAAUGUGAACAACUUGGCUGCUCCUGGGAACUGGCAGAAAAUGGGAAAGUUCCUGCCUGCUACUACAAGUCCAGCAAUCCUUACUCUGCAGAGAAUGUCAGUUAUUCCCCCUCUGGAAUCGAAGCCACCCUCAGGGUGGACAGCUCCAAGGUCAGAGCUAACGAGAAUUCCACUGCCCCCAUCAGCACCCUGCGCCUGGAGGUGAAAUAUCACCGCAACAACAUGCUGCAGUUUAAGAUCUAUGAUGACCAAAACCCACGCUACGAGGUGCCAGUGCCCCUGAACCUCCCCAGCUCCCCCAGCCCGAGCGAGGACCGGCUCUACGAGGUCUCGAUCCAGGAUCGACCCUUUGGGAUCGAAAUCCGCCGCAAGAGCACGGGCACGGUCAUCUGGAAUUCAGGCCUGCCCACCUUCACCUUCAGCGACAUGUUCAUUCAGAUUUCCACCCGCCUGCCAUCCCAGUACAUCUACGGAUUUGGGGAAGUUGAGCACCUCAACUUCCGACACGACAUGAACUGGGAAACCUGGGGAAUGUUCACCAGGGACCAGCCUCCAGGUUACAAGAUGAAUUCCUAUGGUUUUCAGCCAUUUUAUAUGGCUCUUGAAGAAGAUGGCAAUGCCCAUGGAGUUCUCUUGCUUAACAGCAAUGCAAUGGAUGUGACUUUCCAGCCCACCCCUGCCCUGACCUACCGCACCACCGGAGGAAUCCUCGACUUCUACAUGGUCUUGGGCCCGACGCCCGAACUCGUGGUUAAGGAAUACACUGAACUGGUUGGGCGCCCAGUCAUGCCAGCCUACUGGUCCUUGGGGUUCCAGCUGUGCCGCUACGGAUACGCCAACGACUCGGAGAUCGCCCAGCUCGUGGAGGAAAUGAAGGCGGCCCGGAUUCCCUACGAUGUCCAAUAUUCAGAUAUUGACUACAUGGAAAGGAACCUGGACUUCACCCUUUCCCCACAUUUUGCUGGAUUACCGGCUCUUAUCAACAAAAUCAAAGCAGAAGGAAUGAGAUUUAUCAUUAUCCUGGAUCCAGCCAUUUCUGGAAAUGAAACCGAUUAUCCUGCCUUCUCCAGAGGUGUGGAACAGGAUGUCUUCAUAAAAUGGCCUGACAGCAACGAGAUUUUGUAUAACAAGGUCUGGCCAUUUCUUCCCAAUGUCGAAAUCGAUGAGUCACUGCCUCACGAACAAGUAGUAGAGAGAUUUGGAGCACACUGUGCUUUCCCAGACUUCUUCCGCAAUUCCACAGCGGAGUGGUGGAAGAAUGAAAUCCUGGAGGUCUACAACAAUACAAAUGCCUCAAAAAGCCUCAAGUUUGAUGGCCUGUGGAUUGACAUGAAUGAACCAGCAUCUUUUAUAAAUGGCGCCACGGGUGGCUGUAAGAACGACCUCCUAAAUAAUCCCCCCUACAUGCCUAAUUUGGCAUAUAGGUCAGAAGGAUUAGCCUACAAAGCUCCAUGCAUGGAAGCUCAACAGUACCUUGCAGAUGGCACCCCACUCAGACACUACGACGUCCACAACCUUUAUGGAUGGUCCCAAACCAAAAUCACCCUGGAGGCUCUGCAGGCCGCCACCAACGAGCGCGGGAUCGUCAUCACCCGCUCCACGUACCCCAGCAGCGGGAGAUGGGCGGGGCACUGGCUGGGGGACAACACGGCAGCCUGGAACCAGCUGCACAAAUCUAUCAUUGGCAUGAUGGAGUUCAGUCUCUUUGGAAUAUCUUAUACAGGAGCUGAUAUCUGUGGCUUCUUCAGUGAUGCAGAGUAUGAGAUGUGUGCCCGCUGGAUGCAGCUGGGUGCAUUUUACCCAUUUUCAAGGAAUCACAACGGGAAAGGAACAGUGAGGCAAGAUCCUGCUUUCUGGAAUUCAACUUUUCAUGACAUUUCCAGGAAUGUGCUGAACAUCAGAUACACGCUGUUACCUUAUCUCUACACCUUGCUGUUCGAUGCCCACGCCCACGGCAGCACCGUGGUCCGCCCCCUUCUCCACGAGUUUGUGGAAGACAGGGUAACGUGGGAUAUCGACGAGCAGUUCCUCUGGGGUCCUGCCCUGCUCAUCAGCCCUGUGUUGAAACAGAAUGAUCGGACUGUGAACGCUUAUUUCCCCAAUGCCCGCUGGUAUGAUUACCACACAGACACAGACACUGGCUUUAGGGGACAAUUCCAAAAUUUAUCGGCUCCUUUGGAGCUCAUCAACCUGCACAUCCGAGGUGGAUACAUCCUGCCUUGGCAAACACCUGCCAAUACAACUGCCUACAGCCGGAAAAACCCGAUGGGACUCACGGUGGCCCUGGAUGAUGCUCUGUUUGCAGAAGGACACCUUUAUUGGGAUGAUGGGGUUCGCAUUGAUGCAUAUGAAGAUGGUGUUUACCUGCUGACAUCAUUUACUGCUAAUCAGACUGUUUUGGAGAUCACAGUGACUCACCCGAAUUACAAUGACCCAAACGACCUGAUGUUUACUGUCAUCAAAGUCCUGGGGGUGCCCACCGGGUACACUCAGGUGACAGUGUCACAGAAUGGGCAACCAAUCUCACCAAACCUCACCCCAGAAUAUGACCCUGGCAAGAAGCUCCUGACAAUCUCCAGUCUCCAGCUGAAACUGGGCCAGAACUACACCGUGCAAUGGAGCUGAAAUGGAACACAGCAUCAGCCAAUCCUCUGCAUUUUCUCCUAUUUUUAUAACUAGUUUUCAAUUUUCAAAGGGUGUUCUUGUCACCUUGAAUGCUUUUUCCCUUCCAGCCACACCAGUACAGUCAGUUCACAGGCAGGUAUUUUGUACAGAGCAGUCCCGUUCCAGCAAUGGCACUUUGGGAUAAAUUCAUCCUUCAAAGCUGAGAAGUGGAGGGGAAAACUCUGUUUUUUCAGAGGAGAAUUCCUGUCUGACUUCAUAUCUGAUAAAUUUUGUAAAAAAAGUUGCACUGAAGUGGAUUUGAAGCCAUAAUUUUUGCCUUUGUUUAACUUCCAUUUUAA